GGACACGGCCAGGCCUGCACCUUGACGGCUGCAGCAGCCAACGGCCCACGGCACGCACACCCCUCGACACAACUACAUCCCUCUUGCUCUUGACUGUGCACAUUCACUCUCUCACCACUACUCUUGACACUUGCCUUGCAGCGCAACCCCACCCACCACAAUGUCUGAAGUCGUCUGGAACAACGACAGGCGGUACCCCGGCCCCGAGGUCCACCUCUUGCCAGAGUAUAUCACCGGCGUGCCUACCCAGCCCGAGCUCGAUGCCAUGCCCAGGCUGUUCACCUGGGGCGAGCUCAAGGAGAUGAUCUACACCGGCACCCUCGAGCACCUCUCGCGCAACAAGGAGCUGCAGGCGCGGUACGAGCACUGGAUGAAGGGGCAGAAGGAGCAGUGGGGCUCGACUGAAAACUACCUCACGAAGGCACGUCUGCCAUGGGCCCCGGCGGAGGCGCCCAAGACCGACGUGCCCGAGCCGACGUACGACCAGCGUACGGCGCUCGACCACCCCGAGGUCGACCUGACGCCGUCGACCAACCCGCGCCCUCCUGCGCCCUCGGCCUCGGGUGCGGCAGCUGUUGCGGCGCACGCGCUGCAGCUCCGCACGCCCGCAAGCAUCACGACGCAGACGACAACGACGGCGCACAGCGUGGCCGCGACUGUCGCGUCUUCGCCCAUCGAGUCGGGCGCCAACACGCCGUCCUCGGUCGGCUUUGUCUCCCUCGCGUCCGUCCUUCCCAAGCUCAACCGUGCUCUGCGGAACAAGUGCGCGGCGGAGAAGGGCAGCACGGCGGGGAGUAGCGGCGACAGCGCCUCGUCGUCUGACGGGAACUUUGACGACGAGGAUGACGAGCCGGACGUGUUUCUCAAGUAUGACCCGAAGCUUGGGCUCGAGAAGGACAAGUACGCCGUGCUGCCGAAUGACUGGCCAUACUGUGUCCCGUACGGCGUGCGGCACUACUGUGUCUGGAGCAGGAUACCCAUUGCGCACCCAGUGCUGGUGGACUAUGACCCACAGGCAUGGGCCAAGAUCGAGGACCAGGGCCUGGGCGGCUUCACGGGCGUGAUCCCCAUCGAGGCGGAGGAGGCUGGCGGCCUGGCGACUCCGCCACCCGCAGCGGGUCCCGGCAGGUCCGGCCCCGCGGCGGCAGGCAAGGGCGGGUGGUACGCUGUUGACGUUGCGUUUGGCGGCACCGAGAUGCGCCGCUGGGCCGGCGUGCCGUUCGAGUCGAAGGGCGGGCACGAGGUUGGGCAGAUGGUCAAGGGGCUGUGGGAUGAGCGCGGGUGGGAGACGAUCUGGUUCGUCAACCCGCCCCGCCUCCAAUCCGUCCCAGGAUUCUCCCACUUCCACAUCUUUGCACGCCGCAAGACACCCGACGAGAUUGACGUGAGCGAACGCACGUGGCCCGGCGAGGGCGAGGGCAAGGCCGAGGGCGAGGCAAAGUGACCGGCCGGCCGCCUGCCACGACCAUGUAGAUACCAUCCGUUUUACAAUCCGAUAGAAACUUGUCGCAACUUGUCGCGACAUCGAC
Vanrija pseudolonga is the source of this 1529-nucleotide messenger RNA. RefSeq lists its product as uncharacterized. The transcript is spliced from 5 exons. Bases 161 to 1444 code for a protein of 427 amino acids. Gene Ontology annotation, cellular component: cytoplasm. Gene Ontology annotation, biological process: N-acetylglucosamine metabolic process. Lineage: Eukaryota; Fungi; Basidiomycota; Tremellomycetes; Trichosporonales; Trichosporonaceae. The record is from RefSeq and is a predicted model, not a curated record.